AUGGGUUCUGAAAUGGAGGCAGCGCCGGUGCUUUCGACUCCCGAUGACCGCAUUCUCGAAGAAACGAAGCCGGUAGUCUCGCGAGACCCUACGACUCGAGUGUCGGACGAUGAACUCUCCAUUACCUACGAUAUCGAGCGCACAUUGAAGGAGAUCCGGCAAGCGCGCUAUAAGCGCAUCGCUCUUCAGUUUCCUGAUGAUAUGCUUCCUGAUGCCCCGCGGGUUUUCCAACUACUCAGCAGGGGCCUGGAGCGCGAGGAAGUGACCAACGCCAACGGCAUCGAGCCUGCGAACCAGACCGAAGCCAGCAACGGCGAUGACCUGGCCCACUCGGUCUCUCAGCUUCAAAUGGGGGAAGACAAGACAGGAAAAAUUGCGCCUCGGUUGACUAUCUUGGCGGAUACUUCUUAUGGAACUUGCUGUGUCGACGAGGUGGCCGCUGAGCAUGUAGAUGCAGAUGUGGUUGUCCACUACGGAAGAUCAUGCUUAUCGCCUACUGCGCGGCUGCCUGUCAUCUACGUCUUCACGCAUAAAGCUCUUCCGCUAGAGCCUGUAGUGCGAGCGUUCAAGGCGACAUAUCCUGAUCCGACGACGAAGGUAGUCAUUGCAGCUGAUGUCACCUAUGCGGAUCAUGUUCAGACGGUGUAUACUCGGCUGGUGGAAGAGGGAUACAGCGACCUAUAUGCAACUGAGAUUAUGCAUGAGCCUUCAUCGGCAAUUCCCAAUCGUACGGUCCCCCGUUCAGUCCUGGAGUCGCCUGAGACUCUGGCUGAUUGGCAAUUGUUUCAUAUCUCUGAUCCGCCAACUGCCCUCAUGAUGACACUUGCGUCUCGGGUGGCUGCAAUUCAUAUCUACCCUACGGACAACUUGGGUGGUGAGAAUGUCAAACCAUUGCCUGCUUCUACUGCUGCAGCUCUCCGACGACGUUAUGCAACUCUGACCUCGUUGACUACGGUGCCAAUUUGGGGUAUCCUUAUCAACACUUUAAGUGUGAAGAACUACUUGCACAUUGUGGAGCACGUCAAGGAGCGCAUUGACAAGGCAGGCAAGAAGAGCUACAUGUUUGUCGUUGGCAAAUUGAAUGCUGCCAAGGUAGCCAAUUUCAGUGAAAUUGGCGGCUGGGUUGUCAUUGGCUGCUGGGAAAGCUCGCUUGUGGACAGCAAGGAUUUCUGGAAGCCAGUCAUUACUCCAUUUGAGUUAGAACUGGCUUUGCAAGACGACGAGGAUCGCGUGUGGACAGGCGCGUGGCAGAGUGACUUCCAGGCGGUUCUUGACCAACCAGCUGCGGAGGCCAAUGGAACCAGCAAGGAGACAUCCAAUGGUGCCAUGUCUGAAGAAGAUGACAUGUCAGAACCCGAAUCGGCACCGCCCGAAUUUGACCUGCGCACUGGACGAUACGUCUCACAUUCGCGUCCGAUGCGGGAUCCCGCUCCCCGCGCUUCCCAGCUUGAUGGAUCAUCUACCAGUGGGCCAUCCGCUGCUAGGGCGCUGGCCCGACGGGCUAAAGGUGACUUAGCCAUGAUUGGCGGUGCCGUAUCACCUGGUGCAGAGUACCUGCGCUCACAGCGGACAUGGAAGGGUCUGGGCAGUGACUUUGACAUCCGAUAUGACGAGGAUGAGGAGGAUGACAGCACCCUGGUCAAGGAAGGGCGCAAGGGCAUCGCCAGGGGCUACACUGUAGGCGACGCAACCAGCAAACAUUAA
This is a messenger RNA of Penicillium antarcticum, 1704 nucleotides long. RefSeq names its product 2-(3-amino-3-carboxypropyl)histidine synthase subunit 1/2. The record is from RefSeq and is a predicted model, not a curated record. Lineage: Eukaryota; Fungi; Ascomycota; Eurotiomycetes; Eurotiales; Aspergillaceae. Gene Ontology annotation, biological process: protein histidyl modification to diphthamide. The transcript has a single exon. The coding region runs from base 1 to 1704 and encodes 567 amino acids. Gene Ontology annotation, molecular function: 2-(3-amino-3-carboxypropyl)histidine synthase activity.